AUGCCUGGUACUAUGGCUGAUGGGCCGACCGUGGCGAUGUCCUUUGCCAACAACUUCUGGGGCAAAGACGAUGCCGGUGUGAUCCCUUUACUGGAACGAAUGCAUAAUGCAAAAGUAACGUGUGAUGAAGUAAAAUCUUUCUAUAACACUCGCGCCGCAAUUGAGGACGAAUACGCACGAAAACUGCUCGCACUCUGUCGCAAGUCCCUCGGUUCGAAUGAGACCGGUACCUUGCGCGUUUCUCUUGAUGUCGUACGAGGUGAGACAGAAGCAAUUGCAAAGGCACAUGCUGCUAUCUCCCAGCAGAUGAAAAGCGAAUUGGAAGAGCCAUUGGCAGCAUUUGCCGGUGGUAUGAAGGAACGGCGAAAGAUAGUCCAGAAUAGUAUUGAAAAGCUGUUAAAGAUCAAGAAUCAACAAACACACACAGUGAACAAGGCACGAGACAGAUACGAGCAAGAUUGUCUGCGGAUCAAAGGAUACCUAGCACAAGGCCACAUGGUUAUGGGUCAAGAAGAGCGAAAGAAUAAAGCAAAGCUGGAGAAGACACAAAUUCAGCUUGCUUCAAAUAGCAAUGAAUACGAGGCAGCAGUGAAGAUUCUUCAAGAGACGACAGGCCGCUGGAAUAAAGAGUGGAAGGCCGCUUGUGAUAAAUUCCAAGAUCUUGAAGAAGAAAGACUCGAUUUCACAAAGAGUAGUUUGUGGGCUUACGCAAAUAUUGCUUCCACUGUUUGUGUCAGCGACGAUGCCUCCUGCGAGAAGAUCCGUGUGUCAUUGGAAGGCUGUGAAGUCGAAAAGGACAUUGGUAGCUUUAUCAAAGACCGCGGUACUGGACAAGAAAUACCAGAUGCACCUAGGUUCAUCAACUUUGCUCGCGGAGACAUUAAUGACACUAGCUCAGAGGCUUCCGACGAGGACAAUUAUUCUGUGGCACAGUUUCAAAGAGCGAUUAAUCCUGCCUUCCGCAGCUCCUCGCCCCAACCUUCAACUUAUGAAUCUCAUAAUGACCCAAGCUCAGAGCUGGCUGCUCAAAUGGGUCUACCCAAUCUUACCGCUACAGAGAGUAGUGAGGCCACAGUGACUCCCCAGAGGUCAAGUCCUCAACAAAUGCCACAGAGUCAGCCUGUACAACCUGUUCAGCCUGUUCAAGCUGCCCAACCUCCACAGCCAGUACAGCCAUCUCCUCUGGAUCUUCGACGCGGUGGUCAACUACCACCGAACUAUGAUCCCAACCAGCAUGGUGAGAUUGGAAAUGUGCCUCAUAAUUCCUACCCAACAGACGGAAUGACAAUGUUCUGCCGCACUGGACCACCAUCCGAGCGUAGCUCGGCGACCAGUGCAUAUAGACCUUCAAGUCGAGAAGACAAUCAAAGUGAUAUCUCCAACCCUACAUCAUUCUCAAGCCAAGAUCCCCCCAGCGGCAAGCAGUCACCGGUCAAGCAGCCAACCAACGGCGUUGCGAUCCCAGGAAUGUCACCUGAAAAACAAGUUCAAAAGAGGCGAAGCGCCUUUUUCAGUAAUAGUCCGUUCCGUCGGAAGAGUCGCCACGAUAAAGAUCGUCAGUCUCAGUCUUCCUCUCGCAGCCUGACCAAGCCCGUCUACAAGCAGCCAUCACCGGAACCCCCGCGUCCUACAAGUCCAGAGCCUGUAGACCCCAGGGCAAACUUUCAGUUGAACAUCGGGAACAAUGUUUUUGAUGUAGCUUCACCAGACAAGAAACCACCAGCACAAACAUCGCAACCUCCGGAAGACGACCUUGACCCAAUUGCUAGAGCGCUCGCCGAUCUCAAAGGAGUCGGCAAACCUUCCGCUGGCCGGGUCUCCGCAGAUCGCUAUCAUGGCCUGUCGACGCCUGCUCCUUCUGCCACCAGUUCCACUUAUGGAAACACUGGAAAUGCAGAUGCACCGCCUCCUUCUUACAAUGAACCAGCGAAGCGACUGGACGCCCCUCAGCCAGCGUUUACUUCUGCUCAAAUGCAGAAGACGACUCAGAAGUACGUUGGUCAAGCUCAAAAUAUGUUUGGCGGGUCCAAUAGUCCUCAAAGGAGCUCUACAAGGCCCCAGGCCCCUACCCAAGAAGUUCCCCGCGCUCGGUCUCCUGCUCCCAGCUUUGGCGGAUCCCAGAACCCUCAGCGUACCGCUACUAGGGCUGCUCCAGUGCAAGAUAUCCCCCGUGCCCGAUCUCCUGUUCCAACACUAGCUGGAUCUCAAAAUCCUCAACGGACCACUACUCGGGCCUAUGCUCCAGUGCAAGAUAUACCUCGUGCUCGGUCUCCUGCCCCAACAAUCAGAAGAAGUGUCAGCCCUCAGCCUACAACUGCACCGGUAGAUACGCGCGUCGGUCAGUACAGUACUGUGACCGGAGCUCAAGGAGGAGGCACAAGCCGUGCUCCAACAACAUAUCAAUCGAGAGGCUACAAUAUUCGCAAUGCUCAGUCUCCUACCACGAAUACUCACCCUAGCAGUGACCGUGGUUACUCACCACAGCAGUAUUCUCGACACGCAUCUCCUGUUGAACCUGCCCGGCCAAUUUCACCGCGUCCAGCAUUCGCACAAGAGACGCGCCCAGCAAGUGCUAAUGGUAUGGAGCUUCAACUCUCCGGAGGCCAUGUAGAGUCCUACAGAGGCGGCUAUGACUCCUACAAUGGAAGAGGACGAGAGAAUACUGGUCGACCACAAUCCAUGUACUACAGCAAUGGUGCAGAUUCGGUUUCACGUUCUCGCAGCAAGAGCAUUGCUGUUGCCGAUCCUGGUCGACACCUUAGCCGUGAUGGUCGUCCAAUUUUGCAUUUUGCACGCGCUCUGUAUAGCUACAAUGCCGCUAUUCCUGAGGAGCUCGGGUUUUCUAAAGGAGAUAUACUCGCGGUUCUGCGCCUGCAAGAUGAUGGAUGGUGGGAAGCAGAAGUGACUGGGGGCCGCGGCCACCCAGGCUUGGUUCCAAGCAACUAUCUGCAAAGCAUUUAA
Molecule: messenger RNA, 2961 nt
Organism: Talaromyces marneffei
Lineage: Eukaryota; Fungi; Ascomycota; Eurotiomycetes; Eurotiales; Trichocomaceae
Exons: 7
Coding region: 1-2961 (986 amino acids)
Biological process (GO): cytoskeleton organization
Cellular component (GO): plasma membrane; cytoplasmic side of plasma membrane; mitotic actomyosin contractile ring, proximal layer
Molecular function (GO): phospholipid binding; protein binding
Source: RefSeq, a predicted model, not a curated record